AUGGAAGACAACUUAAUUUUUGAUGAAGAUAUAGUUUUUGAAGGAGAUCAUUCAGAAGAGUCAGACAAGUCUUCAUCAUCAUCAAUCAAAAUCGAUGAUACUAAGAAAGAGAAAGAUAGUCAAACUAUGUCUAUAGAAUUAGCGAAAAUGGCACUAGCUAUGGGUAAUACAAAAUUAGUCGAACAAUUUUUGAAAUCUUUAGAAAACGCAUCAGACGAAACAGCAGCAAUAUCGAAUAUUAAUCCGUUGAAGAAUUAUAAAAGUGGACAAGUGUCAACCUCACAGCUACGAGCAUUCACGUCGUACUGGGAUACACACUUAAAGAAAUUAGAUAUCCACUUAAAGUUGACUAUAUUUAACGAUAAAUGGAUAGAGUUAGAUCAAAUGGUAAACGGAAAUAAUACCUCUUCCAAGAAAAAGGACAAACCAACAGGUCACCCAGCCAAAAGUGAAUGGUGGUUAUCCUUUGCUGAUUGGACUCGGGCGAAAACGUUAAUGUUGAAGUACUUGAGAGACACGUACCAUCACGAUCCUUUUGCAGACGAUUUAGAAAAACAUUUUGAGAGAGUCGAGAACUUUGGUCUGAGACACGGAUGGGUGACUGCAUUUAGGUAUGACAUAAUGGUUAGGACAGACGUUUUAUGUAAUAGGGUGAAUGGCGCACCUGGAGACCCAAAGGUGCUAAGAGAGAAUUUUCUAGAAGAUGCGAAAGCUAGGACUGACCUGCUGAAAGAUGGCCGCAUACUGUUAUUAGAUGACCCUUACGCGAAAGGUAACGCAAAAGAACGAUUCAGUCCAAUAACGGGGAAAAAGUAUCCAGAUAGUGUUGACCACGACUCAGCAGAAUUAAAUGAGUUUGAUGUUGACCAAAACGAGUCGAAUGAUUACUUGAAACCUCCUUCUGUUAAUAGGAAUGAAAGUUUCAAGAAACAAGACAAUUACAAUCAAAGUGGAAACUAUCAAAUGAAUAAUAGAAGAAAUAAUCGAGGAAAGUUUAGAAGGGACAGGUCUCCAGGACCUUACCAAAGAUACGAUAGACCUAAUGAUAAAGAAGUGUUUGAUCCAAAAGGGAAAGGAAAGCAAACCAACAAGUCGCAAUGGUACAAAAAGCCAGAUGAUUUCCCAAGAGCGUCAACAUCAAAAGAUAAUCAGACGUGA
Molecule: messenger RNA, 1158 nt
Organism: Melampsora larici-populina 98AG31
Lineage: Eukaryota; Fungi; Basidiomycota; Pucciniomycetes; Pucciniales; Melampsoraceae
Exons: 5
Coding region: 1-1158 (385 amino acids)
Source: RefSeq, a predicted model, not a curated record